AUGUUAUCAACAGACAGUAGUAGUUAUUUACCCGAGUUGUGUUUGUUUGAACUAUUGUACAGACUUUCCAUUAGGGAAGUGUUGAGAUUCAAGUGCAUCUCCAAACAGUGUCUCUCAUUCCUAUCCGAUCCAUCUUUUUAUGAAGAGUAUUAUUAUCGAGGGUUGGCCUCUCCCAUCACCUUUCUUCUAUCAGAAGUGCAAUUGGUUGAAAGGCACCAUAGCCGUCGUCCGGAAAAACAGGGAUGGGUGUAUUUGACAUUGUCUUGUGAACGUCCGGUUUUGAUUUCGUGUUCUGAGAGACCCGCUCUUUUGAACACUACUUUUUUCUAUGUAGAUGAGAGUGAAACAAGCGGAAUCCUAGCUUAUGAUCCUUAUGUCAAUCCUCAUAAGUUGUGCAUAAUUGAGCUUCCUACUAAUCAUGCAGGGAAUGAUGGUUCAAAGACUUCCCAUUGUGGUGUUUCCCAAGAACGUCUAAAAUGCUUUCAAAUCAUAGGACCAGAUGAUGCUCAUCAAUUCAAGAGCUUAAAAAUAUGGGAGUUACUAGACCACGACAAAUGGUUUCUUCAACAUACAAUUGGAACGAAAGAUAUUGAACUUCCUUCUUUUGAUAUGGGCUUUCAAAUUCAGGGGGUUAACAAGGCAAAACUUGCAUCAUUCCAUCCAUUUAAUCCAGAUGUAAUGUAUUUUUAUUUUUAG
Messenger RNA from Oldenlandia corymbosa var. corymbosa, 696 nucleotides. Lineage: Eukaryota; Viridiplantae; Streptophyta; Magnoliopsida; Gentianales; Rubiaceae. The record is from the annotation of a GenBank genome assembly.